AUGACUGAGGCGCAGGGGGCAUCUGCAGCGACACCUGCAGCCCCCCCUGCUGCAGAUGCCGUGCCAGCUACAGAGUUAGCAGCCACAUCCUCUGCAGAUCCAAAGGCUACAACGAGUGUUCGGGAGGAUAAUCAUGGUGUCAAGCAGGGCCUUGCGGGCAGCAGCGCGGAUGCAAGUACAAAUAAGAGCAAGCAGCAGGAAGCAGCAACCACAGGGACCCCCCUCAAGCGGGAGCCUCUGAAUGCUUUAGGCGGCCCUCCAAAGCGUCUACAGACUGAAAUUCGUGCUGCUUCCUUGCGUCCGGCUGCGAGCAACAGAAACAGGAAGGACAGCAGAGAUGGAGGGGAGGACUGCGGCAGCAGCAGGAUUAACAGUAGCAGCAGCAGCAGCAGGAUUAGCGGUAGCAGUAGCAGCAGCAGCAGUAGUAGUAGUAGCAACAGCAACAAAACUACCGGGCCCUCUCAAGUUUACCGGGAGAACAGCAGCGGCGGCAAGGAGGGUGCAAGGGAGCGACAGGGUGAAUCCAGCCACGAAAGGCAUGCCAGCAACAGAGACGGCAACAGAUUCAUGGAAGGCAAUAGCAGGAACCCCAACGCACGAGUCGAUCACAGCCAUCCAGAAACUGCAAAGAGCGGCAGCAACCGUCCAUCACAGCGCGAGGUGUAUUCCAUAGAAGAAGUAGAGAGGAAGCGCAAGGAAGCGGAGGAGCCAAAGAGGAUUGCGUUUGUGUCGAAGAAGGAGCGAGAGGCGCGGCAGCAGCAGCAGCAGCAAGCCGAGGCGGAGCAGCUCAAGCGGAGGGAAAGGGAGAUGCUGAACAAGCGCAGGGAGUUCCUUCAGAGAGAAGAAAUAGAGCGAGAGAGGGAGCGACGGGAGAGACAGAAGAAGCGGGAGAUGGAGCGCGUGAAGGAGGAACAGGACAGAAGGCUGAGGGAAGAGCAGCUGCGGCAGCAGCGAGAGCAGGAAAGGCAACCUCAAAAAAGCAAGGAGGCCAGCGUGCUUGCAGAUCUAAAGUUGCUGAACCUUCCAGAGCAGGAGCUUCGUGCCAAGCAGCAGGCAGGCCUGGGGUUUAAGGUUAAGCGUGAGAAGGAGCUCGAGCAGAUUCGCAUGCACUAUUUGGGCAUGAAGAAGGAAAAGAAAAAGAUCCAAAAACCUUCCGAAAAGUUCAGAAACAUAUUCAACUUUGAAUGGGAUGCAAGCGAAGACACGAUGCGCGGCGACAACAACCCUUUAUACCAGAACAGACUUGAGCCUCAGCUGCUCUUUGGAAGAGGAUUCAGGGCGGGUAUGGAUAUUCGUGAGCAGCGGAAGGCCAACAACUUUUACGAUGAACUUGUCAAGCGACGGCAAGAAUACGAGCUGAAGCAGAGAGAGCGUGGAGCAGAAGAGGCGGCAGCUGCAGCAACAGCUGCAGCAGAGGCUGCAAAGGCAAGCGAGAAGAAGAAAGCCAUGGACUUGGAGGAAGAGCCCGAGCUGGAAGGGCACUGGUCAACGAAGAAGCGCGAAGAGAUGACAGAGCGUGAUUGGCGCAUCUUCAGAGAAGAUUUUGAGAUCUAUUUGAAGGGAGGACGCGUACCGCCGCCUAUCCGCACGUGGGCUGAGGCCGAGUUGCCAUGGGAAUUAAUUGAGGCAGUCAAGCAGGCAAAUUACGAGCGACCCACGCCCAUUCAAAUGCAGGCUAUUCCGAUUGCCCUUGAAAUGAGGGACCUGAUUGGCAUUGCAGAGACAGGAUCAGGAAAGACCGCAGCCUUCGUGCUGCCGAUGCUAACAUACGUCAAGCAGCUACCGUCCCUCACUGAGGAGACCUCGCAGGACGGCCCAUAUGCCCUCAUUCUCGCCCCUUCCAGGGAGCUGGCGCUACAAAUAGAGGAGGAAACACAAAAGUUUGCUUCCUUUUGCAGCUGCCGGUCUGUGGCAGUUGUUGGAGGUCGCAGCGCAGAGAAUCAGGCUUUUCUCCUGAGACAAGGUGUGGAAAUUGUUAUUGGAACUCCUGGUCGUGUCCGGGACUGUCUUGAGCGAGCGUACACGGUCCUUAACCAGUGCAACUAUGUCGUCCUCGAUGAGGCAGACCGCAUGAUUGAUUUGGGAUUUGAGGAGGUUGUCAAUGCAAUUCUCGAUGCAAUCCCAACCACGAAUCUGAAAAGCCAGGAUGAGGCUCUCGCACUCCAACAGGAGUUGCAAGCCAAAGCUGGGCAUCGCCUUUAUCGGCUAACUCAAAUGUUUAGUGCCACGAUGCCUCCUGCACUCGAACGGCUAGCCAGGAAGUAUUUACGUGCUCCUUCGUACAUUUCAAUCGGCGAUCCGGGAGCGGGAAAGCGGGCUAUCGAGCAACGCGUCGAGUUCAUCUCGGAGGCUCGCAAGAAGCAGCGUCUGCAGGAGCUGCUAGAGGAGAGUGAGCCUCCUGUGAUGGUCUUUGUGAACCAAAAGAAAUCAGCGGAUGCACUGGCCAAGGCGCUUAGCAAGCUAGGAUUCAGCACUAUCGCCCUCCAUGGAGGGAAGGCACAAGAAAACCGUGAAGCGGCGCUCAGCUUCUUCAAGGAAGGCUCGUACGACGUGCUGGUUGCAACAGAUGUGGCCGGGCGUGGUAUCGACGUGGAGGGCGUUAGGCUUGUCGUCAACUUCGACAUGCCGAAGGAAAUUGAGCAGUACCUGCAUCGCAUUGGGCGUACGGGGCGCGCUGGUAAGAAGGGUCUUGCAAUCUCCUUCCUAACCGAAGAAGACUCGGGUAUCUACUUUGACUUGGUGAAAGUCAUGCGCAGCGCCAACUGCCAAGUGCCUCUUGAAUUGCAGAACCACCCGGCAAGCAAAGUUAAAGGAGGCAACAAAGACUCAGUGCCUCCGAAGCCAAUGCACUUUUACUAG
Molecule: messenger RNA, 2859 nt
Organism: Cyclospora cayetanensis
Lineage: Eukaryota; Apicomplexa; Conoidasida; Eucoccidiorida; Eimeriidae
Product: DEAD-box ATP-dependent RNA helicase 21
Exons: 22
Coding region: 1-2859 (952 amino acids)
Biological process (GO): mRNA splicing, via spliceosome
Cellular component (GO): catalytic step 2 spliceosome
Molecular function (GO): ATP binding; RNA helicase activity; RNA binding
Source: RefSeq, a predicted model, not a curated record